Pleuronectes platessa (European plaice) is the source of this 1078-nucleotide messenger RNA. RefSeq names its product Myb/SANT-like DNA-binding domain containing 1 (gene msantd1). The transcript is spliced from 3 exons. Gene Ontology annotation, cellular component: nuclear body. Gene Ontology annotation, biological process: positive regulation of DNA-templated transcription. Bases 248 to 1078 code for a protein of 276 amino acids. Lineage: Eukaryota; Metazoa; Chordata; Actinopteri; Pleuronectiformes; Pleuronectidae. The record is from RefSeq and is a predicted model, not a curated record.
UUGAUGUCACGGUGACAUCAUGCACCGCUAAAAGCUUUUAACCGGAUUCCUCUCCCGCCUUAGGCCCCAUUUUGAGUCCUCUUUCAGCGAGGCUAGGGGGAAGGGCACAGGCGUGUGUGUGUGUGCCUCCAUGCAUGUCUCACACCUCCUACAGCUCCCAGCUCAGUAAAAGACUUUCAAAUCCAGCCUCUUAAAGAUCCACUUUCUGCAAACACAGAGGCCGAGAGAACCAUUUCAGAGAAAAGAAAUGGCAUCAGAGGAUUUCAGCUACCUGACACCAGGCCACAAUGAGAAACACAGGCGGGCCCCGAACUGGACCGACGGGGAAAUGAAAGCCCUCCUCUACGUGUGGGACGAAAACCACAACGAACUGAAAAUGAGCAAGAGGAACGCCAAGGUGUACGAGAAGAUGUCGCAGAGGUUUUUCCAGCUGACCGGGGAGCAGCGGUUCAAAGAGGAGAUCAAGAUGAAAAUCACCAACAUGUCCUUCCAGUACAGGCGGCUGAAAUCCUCAAUUGCAGAAAGCGGGGAGGUGCCGGACUGGCCGUACUUCAAAUCCAUCGAGAAGAUCCUCACCAAGCCGCUGGACAACGGGCGGGUGAGCUCUGUGGAGUUUCAGGCCUCCGCUCCGGGCCCCUCCACUUCCUCCCAGUCCACAGACAACAUGGGGGCCCCGUCGGAGGAGGGCAUGAUGGGAUUCCUGCCAGAGUACACGGGGUCUUCAGAUGAGAUGGAGAUAAAGCAAGAGCUGGAGUCGUUGAGCUCCGACAGUGACAACACACAGGGAUCCAGCUCCCAUCAUAUUUCAGUGAAGAAGAGGCAAUCCAACAAGCCUCUUUCCAUGAAGAGGAAGAAGCUGCGGUUAAUGCAGGCCAUGCUGCAGCAGCAGAAGCGGUCGAGCCGAGCCAUCGAGGAGACGUGCAGGGAGGUCCGUCGAGCCAUGCACCAACAGAACCUCCUCCAGGUGCAGUGUCUGCAGCUGCAGGAGCGUAUGAUGAACCUCCUGGAGAAGAUGAUCCAGCCGUCCUCUGCCACGUCAUGGGGUCAGAGUGGAAAGCAGGACCCAGGGAAGCCAUGA